Molecule: messenger RNA, 1842 nt
Organism: Rotaria socialis
Lineage: Eukaryota; Metazoa; Rotifera; Eurotatoria; Philodinida; Philodinidae
Source: the annotation of a GenBank genome assembly
AUGGAAAAAACACAUUUCAUUAUAUUACUCUUUGCACUACUGUUAAAUUCAUGCUGUUAUACUUUAGCUGUUGAAUCCGGUACUACCAUGAAGACAUUUAAAUCUAGCCAAACACUCUUUACUAACCCAGAACGAGGGUGGAUUGUGCACCGAUUUUCCAACAAUAUGUGGGGACUUGACAAUCUACGAAACAGCGCAGAAAAAGUCUCGCUAGUUCUUAUCAAAAUAGACAUUUCCGCCUACCGCAAUAGAAACAAUAUUGCACUAGAAAAACUGAAUGAAAUUCGUAAUUCACUCGAUAAAUGUAGAACACAAGGAUUAAAAGUAAUCUUACGCUCGGCCUAUGCCUGGGACUGGAAUGAAGCGUUACCUCUACCAGACCCAGAAGAUAUUCAAACUAUUACAAAUCAUGUCAUCGAUAUGAAACCCAUUUAUAAUGCAUUCGAAGACAUCAUUAUUGCUGUCGAGAUGGGCAUGUUUGGACCAUGGGGUGAGAUGCAUUCAUCAAAACAUAGUACCGUCAAUACUAAACCAUUCUAUCCAAUACGAACUGAUGCACUUAGACUCGUUCAUAAUGCUUACAUGUCUGCACUGCCACAGACACAUUCAGUACUUGUUCGUAGACCAUCUUACAUUCGUGAAAUUUUUAACAAUAGCGAGCCGAUAAGGCCUAAUGAGGCUUAUGCCAACACGGGAAAAGCACGAACCGGCUACCACAACGAUGCCUAUCUUAACAGCAAAGAUGAUGCGGGUACCUUUGCACCCAAUUGGUCCCGUGAGGAUGAACUCGCCUAUGUAAAUAAAAUGACAUCUUUUACCUUUUUCGGCGGUGAAGCAUUUGGCACUCCCAAUAAUGCAUAUAACAAUGCCAAUAACGCAUUAAAAGAAUCUAAACAGCAACACAUGACAUAUCUGCAUCGGGAUUACGAGCCAGAAAUCUAUGAUGCCUGGGGUAGUUUGGUUAAACAAGAGUUCACACGUAAACUAGGCUAUCGGUUUGAAUUAAAGGAACUUGCGUAUUCCCGAGAAGUAACACCCUGUGGUGUAUUGUAUUUCAUUCUCAAGCUGGAAAAUACAGGCUUUGCAGCAAUGCAUCUAAAAAGGCCUGUAAAUUUGAUACUUGUUAAUGGGAAGAGAGGCAAUGAACAAAAGACGUACGAAACUACACUUAGUGUAGAUCCUCGUAUUUGGACACCGGAGAGUGGCAUAAUUACUAUUAAUCGCAACCUUCGAAUUCCCGGCAGUAUCACCGAAGGUAUCUGGCAACUCUUUUUAUCGAUGCCUGAUAUCAGUGAAAGGUUGAAACACAACCCACAUUAUGCAGUUCGAUUCGCUAAUGAGGAUGUCUGGACUGAUGACGGCAGAAACAUGUUAAUAGAGGAACUUAAUAUUGUGGCUUCUCCUUCAGGUUCAUGCGCUGAUGAUCAAUAUUUUCAAGAGAUUCCUAUCAAUUCUGCAUCGUUGAUCACUCAGUUGAGCGCCAUGAAAACAGUACAAUCGUUAAUACUUUCAGCUACGUAUAGUAAAAACUAUAUUUUUUAUCAAGUGUUCAUUGAUGCAGACAAUAAUUCUACGACGGGCUAUCAUGUGCAAGGAAUAGGCGCAGAGGUGCUCGUUGAAAAUAAUGCUUUCUACCAUCACAAAGGAAAAACUGGAACUAAUUGGGAAUGGGAGCUCGUCGACGGAAACAUUAUGCCUUCAAAUUAUGGCUACAAAUAUCUUUGGCAAUUACCGAUACUUCACUUGAAGUUGCCCAUUAUGGCAUACAGUCAAGUAGUUUUUGCAGGUACCAUUGACGACAAAACCGACUAUUCUUCAAUAAUAUCGGUGACAGUCGCUUAA